CAAAUAUUUUGUUGUCUUUUUGCUUAAAUCAAUCAUGUAAAUUUUCAAUUGAACAUUUAUAGUACCUUCUUUUUGCUAUUCAUAAUUUAUAACACCCAAAUCUCUUAUCAACAAUAGAUAGUGUUACUAGGCUUGAAUCGGUGCCAAAGAAGCAAAAGGUCGAGGAAGGCAGUGGCGGCAGCGGCGACGAGGUCGCCGAUGGUGAUGGUAUAACGGCGGUGGUGAAAAAAUAUUUCAGUUCGGAUCGAAAGAACCUAGAAAAUCCCCAAGUCAAGCUCCACACCGCUCUUCUAUCUUCUUCCCCUUCUUCUUUCAUAGCACGAAAAUCCCCAAUUAUUCUUGAUUGCGAGGUCCAUAGCUGCGAGCUUUGCUGAUAGAUUCAGUCUAUGUGAGAUGAGAACCUAGAAAUCCGAAGUAGCAGAAGACGAUGAAGGUAACUUUUCAAUUUUGGAGCUCAGUGCCUUUUCAAUUUAGGAGCUCAGCGUGUCGCUAUUUCUUCAUCUCCCUUUCUUUAUCAACAAGGUUUUUUUUAUCACCUUUCAGCGGCGGGUAUCUGUUCACAGCUAGAAAGGCCGUCAAAUUCCAGCACGAAGCCAGUAAUCUUAAGACCCAUGGUUUCGAUUGUGGAUCCGCAGGAGAGGACACACGCCUGGCCAACGAGAUCAAUCGACGGGAACCAGAUCAUUAAGCAUGAUGGUUUAAGUUCGUAUGCUCAGAAAAUUGAUUUUUCGGGGGAGAUUCAUGAUACAUCGACCACCUCCCAACCUCAGAUGAGCUCUGAUUCUUGGUUUCUCUCCUUUCAUGAUUAUGCUCUUGAAGAAACCGCCGGAGCUCAGAGCACGCAGAUGCCAGUUUUGUGUGGUUCCGAAAGGAUCAUGUCACCUAGAUUUGCUAUCUUUUAUUGUAAGGGAAAAGCCACCAAGACGAUUGGUUGCCUGGAUGCCAAUUUGUGAUUCACUGGUGAGCUUUUUCGCAGUGGUUAAUGCAGCUUUGGUAGGUCUCAAAUAUCAACGAUCACAUUUGUUUUACUCGUUUGUUUUCUGAUUUUUAUUCUUCUGCUAGAAACUUGUGUUGAAGAUCGGCAUCCGCAAUUACAUGGAGUAGAAACCUUUGAUGCCUUUACUCUAAACUUUCUGGUUCCGCCUAUGUUUUGUUUCCAAAUUCUAAUAAUUUUAUUGUCCUGUACUUUAACAAUUUGCUUGGAUCACGGUGUAUAUGAUUUAUGGGAAGCUUACAGUGAUGAUGGGUUCUAAUCCAAUUUAGUGGAAACUUAAUGUUAUUUCUCAUCUAUUUAUAAUCCUUAGUGUUGUCUGUCUCUUCUUAAUCAUUUGAUUCGUGCUUUGCUGUGCAAAAUAGCAGAAGUUUUGUAAUAAAAUUGGUCAACUAUGACCAAUCAAUCUUUCUGAAUUGUAGAAGUCCAGUGCUUUGAGGGGCCUAUUUAUUCCUUCUGCUUAAUGUUGCAUCCCUGGGCACCCCAUCUUGAAAUUAUUUAUUAACGAUUUUUUUCAGUUCCUGUGGCUUAGUGAUGUAUAGUAUCAAGUUUAUCCUUCUGAAUAAAUCCAUCUCUUUUGCUUUUCCCUUAGGUCUUUGUUAAUAGUCAUUCAAUUAUUAUGAUUGGUCUGCUUACAGUUUGACGACAUAUUGUGUCUCUCAUGAAACAUUCUGUUGUAAUGUGUGAUUAGCUGCUUGCCCAAUAGUACUUUCCAAGUCUCUUUCAUUGUCAACAAGUUCGCAUCUAGCAAAUACAUUUAUUUCUCCCCUUUUUUUGUUAUAGCCAUCUACGAAGAGAAAAUGUGGCCACCCGAUGGUUCUAUUGUAUAUCGGAACUUCCACAAGAUCAAGUAGUGUUAAUGUGAGCAUGUUAGUUUGUUACCUAAUUGAGGACAUGUAAACUCAUGGAGUUCUAUAUUAUUUCGUACUGUGUUAUUCCUUAAUAAGAUGUUAACCCUUAG
Molecule: messenger RNA, 1952 nt
Organism: Linum trigynum
Lineage: Eukaryota; Viridiplantae; Streptophyta; Magnoliopsida; Malpighiales; Linaceae
Source: the annotation of a GenBank genome assembly